UGUUUAUAAAGUAAGAUGGCGCAAGCUCAGGGAUUCGUGCCUGAGAAGGUGCAGGAGUUUAACCGCCGAGCGUCUCAGGACAUGUCCGAGUCGCCCGUUCAUAAAAAAGAGACUGCUAAAAAGGAAGUUAACGGGACUGCAGAGAAACCUAAAGACGAAAAGAAAAAUGACAGUAACUUCAGUCCAGCAAGGAAUCAAGAAGCUAAGAACCCAUUUGCAGCGCAAUUCUAUAGUCACAGCCGCGCGCGUGCGCAUGGCCACUUCGAAAUGGGUCCACGCGGUCUCGACUACUCUCCUCAUCGAAUGGGAAUGGAGUAUUCAAACCGCAUGCGGGACUACGGUCCCCAGCGCUCGACUUCAAUCCACGGGCACGAGCUGACGGACGGUCCAGUGGCGAUGAAGCCGGAAUACUUAGGGCACCGGCACUUCGGCAGCCAGAUCGUGCCGGGCGGCAUGAGCCACCCGGACGUGGUGUUCCGCCACGACUACUACGGGGCGGGGGCGGCGGGGUUCGCGCCGCGCGCGGCCCGCUUCUCGUCGCAGGAGUACCUGAACGCGCCGGCGCAGUACGGCCGCUGGCCCGACUACCGCGACCAGUACCGCCAGCGCCGCCGCUCGCAGCAGGACCUGCACUCUAUGGAGAAUGAACCAGCUGCACAUAUUACCGGAUUCCCGGUUUCUAAGACAAGCGCCCAUUUCUUGCACUUGAGGGCUUUAAUGAAAGUAACCGCCCUCCGCGAGCACUGGGAUGAGGCAAACGCGCGCGUGCUCCAGCGCAAGGCGCAACUCGACGCCAUGCUGGGCGACAGUCAGCGCUACGAGGCGAGAAGGCGGGACGCCGACGCCUGGCUGACUAGGAUGGAAGCUAGACUUGCUGCCAUGGCGCAACCUGGGCACACGGCUGAUGUUCUAGAGAUGCAAUUGAGAGAACAAAAGUCGUUCCACGCCGAAGUGCACCAGUACAAGCACCAAAUCGAGCUGUUCGGUCAACUGACGCAGCGUCUCAUCGCAGUAUACCGCAACGAUGACACCUCUCGCAUUAAGCGAGCCACCGAGUCCAUCAACCAUCGAUACAACGAGCUGAACAACAGCAUCGUCGCCCGCGGCAAAGCCCUCCACUCUGCGGUUUCGUCUCUGCAGAACUUCGACCGGUCGCUGGAGAAGUUCGUGGCGUGGCUGAGCGAAGCGGAGUCGCUGCUCGACGCGGCCGAGAGGGACCCUCAUCUGCUCAAGGACCUCCAGUCGGAGAUCGAGACCCACCGCGAUGUGUACGCGUCGCUCACCGGCACCGGACGACGGCUGCUGGGCUCCCUAUCCUCACAAGAAGAUGCUGUCAUGCUGCAGAGGAGGCUGGAUGAGAUGAACCAGCGAUGGCACCAUCUCAAGGCCAAGAGCAUGGCUAUCAGAAACCGACUAGAGAGUAAUGCUGAGCACUGGUCCGCCUUGCUGCUGUCCUUGCGAGAGCUCACCGAGUGGGUGAUCCGCAAGGAGACGGAACUGGGUGCGCUUGCGCCUCCGCGCGGGGAUCUUGCGCAAGUCCUGAAACAACAGGACGACCACCGCGCAUUCAGAAGGCAGCUAGAAGACAAACGGCCAGUCGUUGAGAGCAACCUGCUCAGCGGCAGGCAAUACAUCGCCAACGAGCCUCCGCUCUCCGAUACCAGUGAUACUGAGCCGAGCCGCGACAGCGAAGGUGAUUCGCGCAACUAUCGCUCGGCAGAGGAACAGGCGCGCGACUUGGCUCGCUCGAUCCGGCGAGAAGUCGCCAAGUUGGAGAGCAAGUGGAACUCGCUCGUCGACCGGUCCGACGCGUGGGGACGGUGUUUGGACGACGCUGUACAGCGCGUCCGCACCUUCACAUCAUCAUUGGACGAGCUGACCGGGCGCGUGCAAGCUGCCGAGACAGCUCGCUCCUCCUGGCGCGGGCCCGGCGACGCUCGUGACGCCCGCGCACAGCUCGACGCGGUGUCUCGAGCCCGCGCACAACUCCCACCCCUGAGGAGACUGGCUGAUGAGCUGCAGGGACAAUUGCAGGCGCUAGCCAGGGAUAAGAUUCAGAUUCCUGAGCAGUUGGUGGCUAGGCUUGAUGAUCUAAACACUAGGGUUGGCGCUCUCUGUGCCGGCGGUGAAGAACGAGCGAGACAGCUAGCCGGCGUAGCGAGGGAUGGAGGCGCGGGCGCGGCGCAGGGCUUCCUCGCCGGCUCUGUUGAGCAGCCCUGGGAGCGCGCUGUCACUCCUAACAACGUACCUUAUUAUAUCAAUCACGAGCUCGAGACGACCCACUGGGACCACCCGAAGAUGAUCGACCUGAUGAAUUCUCUCGCGGACCUCAAUGAGGUCCGGUUCUCCGCGUACCGGACAGCUUUGAAGCUGAGGACAGUCCAGAAGGCUUUGUGCAUGCACAUGUUACAACUGCCAGCGGCAUUAGAAGCCUUCGACUCGCACGGACUGCGCGCGCAGAACGACCGCCUCAUCGACAUACCGGACAUGAUCACUGUACUCACAUCUCUCUACGAGGUGAUAGCCGCUGAAAAUCCAAGCCUAGUAAACGUGCCGCUCUGCCUAGACCUGUCCAUCAACUGGUUGCUCAACGUGUACGACAGCCAGCGGACCGGACAGAUCAGGGUGCUGAGCUUCAAGGUUGGCCUCGUGCUGCUCUGCAAGGGGCAUCUUGAGGAGAAGUACAGGUAUCUCUUCCGGCUGAUAGCUGACCCAUCCUGUAGAGCAGACCAGAGGAAGCUUGGAUUAUUACUGCACGAUUGUAUACAGGUACCAAGGCAACUAGGAGAAGUGGCUGCUUUUGGAGGCUCCAAUAUCGAGCCGUCCGUACGAAGCUGCUUUGAGCAGGCUUCAGCGGCGGCCAAAGAAGGCCCCAAAGGCGGCACUCUUGAUAGGAAGGGAGCAACAGAAAAAGACAAAGAAAAAGAAGACGUCAAAGAAAAGACUCUAGAACGCGACGCCGACGGCCAGCUCCAAUUCAUCGAGGCCUUCCACUUUCUGCAGUGGCUGCAGAAGGAACCACAGUCCAUGGUUUGGCUGCCUGUCCUGCACAGGCUGGCUGCUGCAGAAAACGCCAAGCAUCAGGCCAAGUGCAACAUCUGUAAGGAGUACCCGAUACAAGGCUUUAGAUAUCGUUGCCUGAAGUGCUUCAACUUCGACAUGUGCCAGAAGUGCUUCUUCAGCGGGCGCAAGGCCAAGAACCACAAGCUCACGCAUCCUAUGCAGGAGUACUGCACGGCGACGACAUCAGGCGAGGACGUGCGAGAUUUCACGCGCGCGCUCCGCAACAAGUUCAAGUCUGCUCGUUACUUCAAGAAGCACCCGAGGGUUGGAUACCUCCCUGUGCAAACUGUGCUUGAAGGUGACGCGUUGGAAUCACCCGCGCCAUCGCCGCAGCACGGAGCCGGCGCCAACCUCGGCGGCGAUGACAUGCACUCGCGACUGGAGCUGUACGCCACACGGCUGGCUCAGGUCGAGCUGGGCUCCAGGCCUGCUGAUACUCCUGACAGCGAUGAAGAACACCAGCUGAUCGCCCAAUACUGCCACUCGCUGAACGGUGGUGGUGAGACGGAAGAUGCUCCACGAUCACCCGUGCAGGUCGUCUCCAUCAUCCAUCGCGAGCAGCGACACGAAUUGGAAGCCAUGAUCAGGGAGCUAGAAGAAGAAAAUGCGAGUCUGCAAGCGGAGUACGAGCGGCUGAAGGCCAAACAGACCCCAGGAUCCACGCCUGAAGAGCAGCACGGUGUUAACGACAACAGGAACGCUCCGGUCGAUCAGGACAUGAUGGCAGAAGCCCGCCUGCUGCGCCAGCACAAGGGCCGCCUGGAGGCUCGCAUGCAGAUCCUGGAGGAGCAUAACCGGCAGCUCGAAGCGCAGCUCCAGCGUCUAAGGCGUCUGCUCGACGAGCCGUCAUCGGGAUCCCCGCCGGCUCGCACGGGCACGCUGCAGACUCGCUCCGUGACGGCCUCGCAGCUCGCCACCGACUCGCCCGCCAAGAUGCACAACGGACUCUAUCACGACUCCCAAACCAACGGGCGCUGGGCCGGCCCGGGCGGCGCGGGCGCGGGCGAGGCGCGCGAGGCGCUGGAGCGGCCGCCGCCGCCGCCGCACCACGUGCACUCGCUCAUGCACUGCGCAGAUGACCUUGGGCGUGCCGUCGAAGAACUAGUAUCUGUCAUGUCAGAGGAGCAAACAGAGAGCACUGCCCCGCCCCAAUACUCCAACGGCAAACCACCCAAAGAAAAAUAAGGCACUCGACACGCGCACAUAAGGGACACGGAGCGCGCUCCGAGUUGCCAGCGUUUAAAAUAUCCCGGUGGCCAGGUUCACCGCUUUUCCGCUCUGGCAACACUGAUGUUAAAAUACUUGCUGCAAUGGUAAUGCUUAUAUUUCUGUAUAUUCACCAUUUUGUUAGCAAUGAUGCGCGAUUUAUUUUGCCAGUGAAAUUGACGCGCUCAUUCUUAGUUUAGAAAGGUGGAAGGUAUUACUAAUUUUCGACUCAUCACUAACCUGCACAUGCUGUUAUAUUUGUACUAUAUGUAAGUGUCUAACAUUCCAUUAUCAUCUACUAAUAGCGAUCGAACGGGACUGUCAAAAUCUUGUACUACGGUAUAAGAUUAUUUAGGAAGGUCUAUGAGUUGUAGAACUAACUGUUAUCACCAGAGGUUACGAACCAGGAGCAUGUCAUCAUCCUUUUCUAGUCAUUACAAUUGGACAAGGACCCAUGAUGUCAACGAAAAAUCCUGUUUGGCAACCUCGAGUUUAGUUUAUAACAGCUCAGAGUUCGAUUAAGACGAUUAUCGUAUGCAACGCUUAUUGUAUGGAUAAGGGCAUGCCAUUGUUGCAGUACAAAUCGUGUUGAGUCAUUCUAUUCUUUAUCUAUUUUUAUAUAGCAACACAGAUUUUUCUACUAUUUUUUUCAUUCUCAUGCGGCAAUACAACAGUGUUGCCAGAGCGUAGCGCAACGAAAAAGACAAGUAACGAGCAUUUAUACUAUAAUGUACCAAAUUUGUGGAUACUUGAUAAACUAAUCUAUACAUUUAUUAAUUGUUUAAGUACAUAUCUUGUUAGUACAAUCUCCAUUAUCAUAUCACUUCUUGUAAAUUUCCAUAUCAUUUGCUGUGUAUAAAAAAAACUGGCACGUAUCACAAAAUUAAGUCCAUAAUUUCGUUGUGACGUCACGAUGAACAGUUUGGAUGGGGCUGAAAGCUUUAAUAGAAUCACAAUUUAGCUUUAACUACCCUGUUUUGAGACGAUUUAUAUCAGAAACCUGGCCGAAAACGAGCCCACUGGGCCGAUUAGUGGAAAAUGUAUUGUUAUAUUAGAUAGAAAUCUCUGUUCUUGAGCGUACAAUAUAUGCCAAGUGGCCGUAGCUAUAUGGAUUUGUUACAGUUCGCUAGUAGGUGUAGUCGUAGCAAAACAAUAUCAGCAUUACUAUGGCCCUAUGCACGAUAAACCAUGGUGAUUUUCGACUCCUUAAAUUGACCUAAAUUGUUCAUUGGUUGUGUACAAUCGCCAUGAUCUAUUAUGCAAAUCAGCCACUAUAUGUAUGUUAUAUUAACGCGUUAACGAAAGAAUAUAAUAUUAUUAGAUGAAAACUAAUUGCGCUGCUUCACGCAAUUUAGUGGUACGAUGGUUCACUUCUCUACAUAUCUGUACCUCGGACUGUCGAGCUCUUCUUAGCGACUAUAACUACUAAAUAUGUAUCCAACUUUUUCACUAUACCUAACCUCGACGGUAGGCCACGUUUUUACCUAUUGUAUGAGACCGUUUUUUAUGUCCCAUUCCGAUAUUCGGAUUUGUAACGUGUCUAGUAAGAUGCUGCCUACCUUUUAGAUAAGAAUAUAUUGGAGAGAUGACUUUUAUACGAAUGUUAAGUAUAUCUGUUGACGCUAAUUUUUACAAUAAGGACUUCCGAUUUAACCAUAUCACGGUUUAUUCAUUUUUUAGCGCGAAUUGGAAUUCUAAAUGUUAGUUUUGCGACCCAGCGUUUUUUUCCGCUGGCAACAUUAUAGGAUUUCACUUCGCUCGACCGUUACGUUUAAAUUUAUUAAAAAUAAUUUGGCUAAUAUAGUAUCUAAGAAAAAGCACAAUUAAAUAUUAUUUUAACGAAAUGAAAGUAAUUAAAUUUACACUAAUAUAUUGUUAAUAAUUUUAUUAUAUUUGUAUUGAUUUAUGUAGAAUGGAGGUUUUGUUUCGAAACUAAUUAUAUUUUAAUUUUUGGCAAUUAUAUAAACUAUUCUUCUUCCGCAUUUAUUUGUGUUUAUAAUGUUUUAGGAGUUAAAUAAAUCCAAAUAAACAUUCGGCAUAGUAUA
This is a messenger RNA of Leguminivora glycinivorella, 6314 nucleotides long. RefSeq names its product dystrophin. NCBI's taxonomy places the organism in Eukaryota, Metazoa, Arthropoda, Insecta, Lepidoptera, Tortricidae. Bases 16 to 4248 code for a protein of 1410 amino acids. Gene Ontology annotation, cellular component: plasma membrane. Gene Ontology annotation, biological process: synaptic signaling. The record is from RefSeq and is a predicted model, not a curated record. Gene Ontology annotation, molecular function: protein binding; zinc ion binding. The transcript has 26 exons.